Molecule: messenger RNA, 596 nt
Organism: Penaeus vannamei (Pacific white shrimp)
Lineage: Eukaryota; Metazoa; Arthropoda; Malacostraca; Decapoda; Penaeidae
Source: RefSeq, a predicted model, not a curated record
AAUAUAAAAAAAAAAGAGAGGAGAGAAAAAGAGGGAGAAAAAAAUAGAGAGAGAGAGAGAAAGAGAAAAGACACGUUGUUUUUUUAAGGAUUCAUGGCCAGCAGGGGUAAGUGUAGCCACGCAGGAAUCUCCACCAAAUCUACUACUACCACAUCUACCACAAAUCUACCACAUCUACCACAGUGCAGCUGCCGGGCGUAGACUAACCAACCCCCCCCCUCAAAAAAAAAAAAAAAAUUAUAUAUUGCCUUAAGAUAUGCCUAGAAUGAGCAGGAAAACAUCAUACUCUUAUCAUGGAGUCAAUGAAGGAGAGAGUGAGGAUGGGCAGCGUUUGAGGUUCCAGAUCGAACUGGAGUUUGUCCAGUGUCUGGCUAACCCCAACUACCUGCUCUUCCUGGCACAGCGUGGUUACUUCAAGGACCAGACCUUUAUCAACUACCUCAAGUAUCUUCAGUACUGGAAGGAGCCUGAAUAUGCAAAGUACUUGAAAUACCCUGUGCCUUUAUUUCUUGGACCUUUUGCAGCACGAAAACUUCAGGAAGGAGAUUGUCAACGGUCAAUGUGCCAAAUUCAUUGACGACCAAACUGUGUUACAC